This is a messenger RNA of Thyridium curvatum, 1176 nucleotides long. RefSeq lists its product as uncharacterized. Bases 1 to 1176 code for a protein of 391 amino acids. The record is from RefSeq and is a predicted model, not a curated record. Lineage: Eukaryota; Fungi; Ascomycota; Sordariomycetes; Thyridiales; Thyridiaceae. The transcript has 4 exons.
AUGCCUUCGGAGCAUGAUAUCACGUUCCGCAUCCUGAGAUGUCAACCGGUCCCCCCUGCCCGUGGCCCCCGACAUCCUCGCGGCGCGCGAGGCCCUGCGGCCGCCAGCGCCGCCGAUGAAAAAGUCCUCCUCGGUCUCUACUCCUCCUCCUCCUUCCUGGCCUCCACCGCCGCCAUCACCACCGCCGCGCCGGUCCCAACUCAGCGACAUCUUCUUGCGCGAUAUCUCCAGCGAGGGCCGCCGCGGCAGCAGCGCGUCGGCGGGCACCGCCACGACCGAGACCCGUCACGCGGUCUGCAUCUCCUUGGUCUCGGCCGCGCCCGCCGGGCCGACAACCGCCGCCCGAGCGCUACCACCCCCGCCCCUGCGCCAGCCGCCGCCGUUCUUGUUGAAGAAGCACUCCCUGGCCACGAGGAAGGCGGUCGCGGUCCAGAGCACCCACUCGAAGGAGGCGAAGGCGACGGCCCCGCGGGCGGCGCCGCACACGCUGCCACGGCAGUACUCGAGGCCGCCCAGGAAGGCCGCCAGGGCGACGAAGCUGACGAAGUUGAGGAGCAGGUUGGACGUGUCGACGGCCAGCCGGAUUCACGGGCCCCGAGAGGUUGCGUGGACUUACACAUGGGGAUGUACGCGUUGGCGACCAUGAUCCAGACGAAGGAGAAGAUGGACCAGCACGGGACAAAGAUCAUGAGGUUGAUCUCUCCCGGCGCGCUCAUCGACCUUGUUUCCAUAUUAUACCAGUUCGCCACUGCUCCCAAGUUAACUUUUCUGUCUAUUCCGUCGGGGCGUUGCGGUUUCACAAAGGGGGGCCGGCGUACCAUAAAUGGCGAGGAUGAGAAUGAGAACAGCGAUGGACAGCUGCACCCAGCGGAGGAUGAGGAUCGGUCCCCGGGCCUUCAUCGCGCGGACCUUGGCAAGAACAGACAUGGCCAUUUUAUGCCGCCUGCAGCCAAGGGUGUUCGAGAAUGGCGAUCUCGAGGACUUGGUGGUGCAGCAUCGUGGAUAUCGCAGUCUGAAGCCCACAUGAAACGCCGUGAUCAAUGGGAAUUCAUGCUUCCGCUCAGGGCACAAAGCGCAAAGCCCACCACGAACCGCCCCCCGACCAAUCCCCCGCAACGUCAACGAGCAGGGUCCACGGAUGAGGAUGCCGUUCCAAUCACUGCACGUACUCCGUAA